Molecule: messenger RNA, 1896 nt
Organism: Seriola dumerili (greater amberjack)
Lineage: Eukaryota; Metazoa; Chordata; Actinopteri; Carangiformes; Carangidae
Exons: 7
Coding region: 105-1004 (299 amino acids)
Source: RefSeq, a predicted model, not a curated record
CCACACCUGUCCUCUCAGAAGCAGGUUUCAGCACUGAUUCAGAGCUCCACUCACUGACUCGACAAGACCUGCAUGAGCUGUUUCCUGGAGUUGACAAACUCAAAAUGAGAAGGGACAUCUUUGAAAUUAUACACAAACAGAAGCCAAUCAAUGUGGUCCUAGAAGAACUGAAAGGGUUCAUCCCACAUGAAUCUUUCAGAUCUGCUCUAACUAACAAUGGGGUCUUGGUUGACUACCUCCAUAUCCUGAAGGACAUAAAGACCCAAGUGAAUAACGUGCAGACCUUCCUUGAUGCUCAUAUUGAUCUACUGGAGAACAUGAGCAAAACUCAGCCAGACCCAGAACCUGGCAGAGGUUCUUUGCCAGGUACAAGUGACUCAUCCUGUGGAGUGGAGCGCCGCAGUCACGAAAAUAGUGGCUAUCCACAAGAAGCACGAGGAGAUUCCAUCAUCACGGUGCCGCGGGAUUUUCAGCAAGCCACAGUGAAGUACAAGAUGAUUGUCAGCGGUAAAACCUUUGGCGCCCAUCACCAGCUGAUAAACCAAGUGGAGAAUCACUGUCAGGAUGGGGUUCAGUUUGUCGAAAACAGUCAGGAUUUCCAGGUCAUUAUUGUCUUCUGCCCAAUCAGUUCACGCGUUGGGUCAGAUGUCGAAGCAGCGUUGGCCGAUGUUAAAGAUGAUAAACCUAUCAUUCUCGUGUUGAUGCACCAUACACGUGAGGUCAAGUACACAUCCAAUGUGAAACCAGGGCCUCAUGUUAAUGUUGUGUUUCAGGUCAGUGUUUUCUUCCAUGAAACAAUGAAUGGGUUACUGAAGUGUGAACAAAAUGACCAGGCUGUCUCUGUGAUACGAAAAGAAUUACUGAUACACAGUGGUCAGAUUACAAAGGACGCCAUUGCGGGUAUGGUUGCUGAAAGUGAUAGGAGUGAUACUGCUUCUACUGGUGUUACCGGUAACACCAAAAAUGAUGGUUUCUUUCAUUUUUGGAAUGCAUAUAAAAAAUAAAUCAUUAUAGUAUCUGUGGUGCCGAUAGUGGUAAUGAUGGUAUUAUUUCAGGUAAAAAGUAAAACUGUUAUGGAUUAUAGCAUUUUAUCAUUGUGUCAUUAGAAACAAGAAACACAGAAAAAAAAGUAUUAAUGGAUCUUGAUUUGUGUAUGUCAAUUUGUUAAUCAUCGAUACAAAUGUAAAAUGUCUGAGUAGAAGAUGGUAUUAUUUAAGCAUGUUUUUCUGCUGUUAAAUUUCUAAAGCUACCAUCUUUGUGUAAAACCAAUCAAACUAUCAUUUAGAUUAUACAUGUAAGAGAGGGAAAAAGAAAAUUUUGUCAUUGGUAUAAAUGAUAUUGGACUCAUUACAUGAUUACAUGUAACUCUUUUUUUGCAGUAUGUUACAUUGAGCUUUUGAGCUGAAAAUCAAAUUUUCAGUUCCUUUGAGUUUAUGGAAAGAUUUAAAAUAGGCCCAAAAGUAAACAAGACUGUAUACUGCUGAUAAUGUGCAAUGGAUGUGCAGUGGAGCCAUGUUGCUGUUUUCUGAAUAAGCUAGUGCACUGAAAUGAAGAAAUGAAUCCAACUAAGCUUGUUUUAAAGAAACAGUACCUUUAGGCUAAUAUUACUGUCUUUACUUUCUAUAUACAGUAUAGUAAGACUUGAAUGUAAAAUAAGAGAUAAAACAGUGCAGAGGCCACAAGUUCAGUGACCAGCCAACUUUCUCACUAAAUAGAUACACAUGUAAAAAGAAAAUAUAAAUGAAGAUAAUUAAAAGUGCACAAAUAGAAAAAUUUGUGUUUGCUUUAAUGUACAUUUUGUUGUAGAUGCUUAUAAAUAAAUGUCUUGGGAAGCUUUUAGGAUGUGUGAAUACUAUGCAUGAUACUUUCAAUAAACUUCAAUGAGUAUGAUCAUAA